AUGCCAGUACCCGUCAGCGCGCCUCGCACUUUGUACGACAAAAUUUGGGACGACCAUGUUGUCGAUGUUAAGGAGGACGGUUUAGCGCUCGUCUAUAUAGACCGCCAUCUUGUUCACGAAGUCACCAGCCCGCAAGCAUUCGAAGGACUUCGUACCGCAGGAAGACCAGUACGCAGGAGGGAUUGCACUCUGGCCACGGUGGAUCACAAUGUUCCCACCGUAUCACGCAAAAAUUUCACCUCAGUCGAAUCUUUCAUCGCCGAACCGGACUCCCGUGCGCAAUGUGCUGCUCUGGAAGAAAACGUGAAGGAAUUUGGUCUGACAUAUUUCGGUAUGAAGGAUCGCCGUCAAGGUAUCGUUCAUGUUAUCGGUCCCGAGCAAGGGUUCACACUGCCUGGAAUCACUUGCGUUUGCGGCGACUCGCACACAUCAACUCAUGGUGCUUUCGGAUCUUUGGCGUUCGGUAUUGGAACGUCUGAGGUUGAACAUGUGCUCGCAACACAAACUCUUCUGCAGAAGAAAGGCAAGAACAUGCGCAUCACGGUCGACGGCGGGCUCCAUGACGGAGUUACGUCGAAAGACGUGGUCCUCCAUAUCAUUGGCGUUAUCGGCACUGCUGGAGGAACAGGAUGCGUCAUCGAGUACGCAGGUUCCGUCUUCCGUGGUUUCAGUAUGGAGGCUCGUAUGAGCGUCUGCAACAUGAGUAUCGAAGCUGGUGCUCGUGCGGGCAUGGUCGCUCCGGACGAGGUCACGUUCAAGUAUCUCCAAGGCCGUCCUCUGUCUCCUAAAGGAGAGGAAUGGGAUCGCGCGGUGGCUUACUGGAAGACGCUUAAAUCUGACGAAGGCGCCAAAUUCGACAUUGAAGUUAACAUCCCCGCCUCCGACAUCGUCCCGACCGUCACCUGGGGUACUUCCCCUCAGGAUGUCGUUGCCAUCACUGGAUCUGUUCCGGACCCAAGGACGAUGUCAGACCCAGUAAAACGAGCUUCUGCCCAACGGGCCUUGACGUACAUGGGCCUUGAGCCCAACACCCCUAUGGAGGACAUUCAGAUCGACAAGGUUUUUAUUGGGUCUUGCACCAACAGUCGAAUCGAAGACCUUCGCUCCGCCGUCAGAGUCGUCCUAGCGGCUGGUCCAGAUGCCCAUGUUGCACCGAACGUCCACGCAAUGGUCGUACCUGGGUCUGGCGUCAUCAAGCAACACGCUGAAGCAGAGGGAUUGGAUGUCGUUUUCAAGAGGGCCGGCUUCGAUUGGCGUGAGGCGGGAUGCUCGAUGUGUUUGGGCAUGAAUCCUGACCAACUCGCCCCUGGAGAGCGUUGCGCCAGCACAAGUAAUCGUAAUUUCGAAGGUCGUCAAGGUGCAGGUGGUCGUACUCAUCUCCUCAGUCCUGCCAUGGCCGCUGCCGCCGCCAUUGCAGGCAAGCUGACGGACGUUCGGAAAUUCAUCGGCAAGGUUGCAGAGCAGAAUAUUGCGAAGUCGGCCCCUUUGAAGACUGUCAGCGCAUUCAACUUCAUGGAUGCAGCCACCGCUUCCCCCGAUGCAGCACCUAACGGCGCUUCGAACGGCGCUUCCAUUUCUCUACCUCCUUCGACGACUUCCUCUUCGGUCCAGAAAUUCACCAUUGUCAAAGGCAUUACGGCUCCUCUGCACAUUGAAAACGUGGACACCGAUAUGAUCAUCCCGAAGCAAUUCUUGAAGACCCUCAAGAGAACCGGUCUUGCUGACGCCCUCUUCUUCACCCUCCGGAAAGAUCCUCACACCGGCAAGGACACUGACUUCAUCCUCAAUCGCGCGCCAUACAAUAGGGCCAAGAUCCUCGUUUGCACUGGCAAGAACUUUGGUUGCGGCAGUUCUCGUGAGCACGCACCUUGGAGCUUGUAG
Molecule: messenger RNA, 1881 nt
Organism: Cyclocybe aegerita
Lineage: Eukaryota; Fungi; Basidiomycota; Agaricomycetes; Agaricales; Hemipholiotaceae
Source: the annotation of a GenBank genome assembly